Gadus macrocephalus (Pacific cod) is the source of this 5695-nucleotide messenger RNA. RefSeq names its product M-phase phosphoprotein 9. The transcript is spliced from 25 exons. The record is from RefSeq and is a predicted model, not a curated record. The coding region runs from base 641 to 4957 and encodes 1438 amino acids. Gene Ontology annotation, cellular component: centriole. NCBI's taxonomy places the organism in Eukaryota, Metazoa, Chordata, Actinopteri, Gadiformes, Gadidae.
AUGUUGCAUCAUGGCACAUGCCUUUAAACAAAAAUACACUUAAAUUAUACUUAAGUUGAGAAAUUCCGUGAAAUUCCGAGGAAAUGUCGCAUAUUACCAGUACCAUAAAAUACAGCAGCAAUUGGCAGUCACAAUCUUUGUUAUGCUGAGCAGCAACGACAAACCAACCACAAUGCACACUGAAGGAGAUCUUCUAUUUAUGCUGCCUGUGACAGGAUCAAGUAUCAUUGCAGACACCAACACCUGCUGACCCUAUUGUAUUUGAAUUUUGGAUGUUAAAGUUCAAAUGAACACGAGUUGCAUAGAGCACUGAAUGAUGGUGCUCCCAUUGUUUUUGUGUUGAAAUCUAUGGUAUAGGCCUAUACCUGAACUUAAACCUUAUAUAACCACAUAGAAGUUGCCGUUUUAAAAUAAGAUCGCGCAGACAACCAGUCAAGUGUUUGUAUUUUCGGUUGCAUUUCGACCAAUCAGCGCUGUAGAAGGGAACGUCGAGGAGCGACAGCUUCACUGCAGUGCAGUUUCACUGGCCAACCAGUAGCCAGCUAGCUAAGUUCUGUAGCUACACUUCAGGAAAUAUGGAUGAGGUGAUGAUACAAGUUCACGGUAGUACAUCGCACCCCCUUUCCAUGGGCCCGUAACCAUGUCCACAGAUGACAGUAUAUCUGAGGACGUGUCCACCUCCGGUGCUCUGAGCCACUGCCAUGCCAGUGCGGACGGGGAUGGAGGCAAGGAGAGCGAGAUCUCCUGCGUGUCGUCCGAGGGGACGUCGGCCUCCUGCCUUGCUGGACUGGAGGACGGACACACCCGUCAUCCCAAAACAUCAGAAAGAGGCGAAGUGGGGAGUCGGCCCAUGAACAUCUCACCAGCAUGCGACAAGAUAAGGAGUCUGUGUCUGAGCACAGAGGAGGCGUUCGACCAGGGGAAGAGCCUGCCCUUCAUCAACCCCAGCUCCCUGGAGACCCUCCGAGCUCUGGUGCAGGAGAUCCAGAACAGUGGAGAGACGGACCCAGAGAUGUGGAAGGACUGUGAGGGGCGAUGGCUGCAUCUGUUCCAGCUGGUCGAGAAGCAAUACCAAGAGCAAAUACUUGCUCAGCAAGGACAAUACCAGUGCCAAAUACAGUUGAUUCAGGACGAGAUCAAAGCUCUGGUUCAACUCCAGAACCGCCAGCCCCACUCAGAGUUCUCCCCCACUUCUGCCACCAACACCACCAUCACCCACGCCGUCGCCACCCCCACCCCCACCCCCACCAAGGACCUCAAGCUGACUCUCGCCUCCGACCCCCAGCCCGCCCCCUCGGCACACCCGCCCCACGGGAGGACCGUCUCCCAGGGCCCGGGCCCGGCCCCCCUCCCCCAGAGAUCGGGGGGGGGCACGGAGGCUGUCACCCCGGCGGCGUCCUUCCAGGAGCGGCCCGUCACCGUGCUGAGCAGCGGAUACGGGACCCUGAGUGCCUGGGAGACAGGGCCCCACCAGACCAGCAGGGGCCCGGGGGGGGGGCAGGAGGAGGAGCAGGAGGUGGAGCAGGAGGUGGAGGUGGAGGAUGGCUGUGGGGGGAACCAGCAGCGGGGAGAGAUGGAGAAAGGGGAGCACCGCUGGUCCUCCUCCCUCCAGGGAGACGGCGCAGAGCGGAGCGCGCCGGUGUGCCACCGGGGUUCAUCCAAUCACGGACGGACGUAUUCCCAAGCUAAAGAACCUGGUCCGUCGUCAUGCCAACAGCCGCAGCACGGCGGCACCAACCAGCACUUGACCUCCUGGGCAAAGCAGCAGAAACUGAGGCCCAGGAAGGACAAGACAGGAACGGCCUCCUCCCAGGGCCAGGAGUCCCAGGAGCCCCCAGAGAGCCCCAGAGAAAGCCCCAGAGACGGCCUGUCAGAGCACAUCCCCCUCCAGGACCAGUACCAGCCGGGGGGAGCCUCCACCUCCGUCUUCCCCUUGAGGAGGAGCAACAGCCUGAUGUCCGAGUCCUCAGGGCUGACCUACUGGCGUCUCAAUGAGUGUGACCUGUACCACCCGCUCCCAGACAGCCUGGACAGCGGGGCGUUCCUCUUCCUGCAGGAGGACACCAGUGCUACCCCCCCACCAGAGACCCAGUUGUCCCUGAAGGAGAUCUAUCGGAGCAAGCAGAAAGCUGCAUUAAAAUGUACAGACUGGGAUGGUUCACAGUCUUCUGGUCCUUUGUCACCCCAGGCGGGCGGGGCCUCGGACCCAGCCGCCCUCACGCGACAGUCGGACCGGACCUCGGGCUUCACCUCGCCCUCCCACUUCAGCAGCCCCUCCUACCAGAACCAAACGCACCCCCCGGGCCAGCGGGGUCCCGGGACGCCCGCCACGCCCGACAGCAUGGCCGGCCUGGGGAACCUGUCGGGCCCGUCCAGCACCUCCAGCGGCCUCCAGUCCGUCCCCGCGACGCCUCCCCCCUACACGGUGCAGGGCUCCUGGGGAAGCCCGGCCGGCCCCGGCCCCCCUGCCUCCGGGGGCAAGGCCCCGCCCGCUUUCUUCCUGAGCGGGCGACAGAGCGGCCACCGAGCCAGCGAGGAGGAGGAGGGCAGCCACACGCACACCCACACCAGCACCCUGAAGCCAGGCUCCGCCUCCACGGAGAGCCCCCUGGGGCCCCUGGGGCCCCCGGGGCCCCGUGCGGACAGGGCGUCGCCGCUGGACGACCCCGUCGUGCUGUCACUUCUGAGGCAGAACCUGAGAGAGAAACACGCCCGCCAUGUGGCCGACCUGAAGGCCUACUACGAGUCUGAGAUCCAGAGCCUCAGGGACAAACUGGGCCUUGCACAGCUGCCCCCAGACCUUGAGAAGAGCAACCGCGCUCUGGAACUAAGAUGUAAUCAACUUGAGAAGGCACUUUCCGAAGCAAACCAUCGCAUCCAUGAGGUGGAGGCCAGUAACCACUACCUGGAGAAGAAACUGGCUGAUUGGCCGGAGAGGUACGCGGUGGCCGCCGCCACGGUGGCGUCCCUCCAGCAGCGUCUGGAGGACAGCAAGCGCUGGGGCGGCGAGAAGGACGCCCUGGCCUCCCGCCUCAAGGCCCGCGUGCGGCAGCUGGAGGAGUCCCUGCAGACCGCCGUCAGGGAGAAGGAGGAGAAGGAGGCGCAGAGGGAGCGCGAGUACAAGAUGCUGCAGGAUAUGCUUGGGGAGUAUGACAUGCUGAGGAAGGACUACGACGGAGCAAAGGACAACCUUUUGGGAACAGAGAACAAGCUUGUGGACUCCCAUGAGCAGAUAUCUGAACUGAACAGGGCGAUCAGUAAACUGGAGUCUCAGGUGAAGCAGCUGGAGCACGAGAACCAAGCCAGGCAAAGGCUGGUCUCCCACGGCAACACACAGCCCUCCGGAGCAGGCCUCUACCACCACCCAGACCUGCUGCUGUCCUCCGGUACCGCCAAGACGGAGAGCAGCCCCUCCCACCGCCGGGCCCCUGCUCCCACCGCCGACCAGCCCACCGGAGGCUGCCCGUCUCCCUUCCCCCAGGCCAGCCAGAGGAGGAGUCCCUGUCCCCAGACCUCCGGCCAGAGAGGGUCCCCCGGUCCCCAGCCCACCCAGCCCAAAAGCCAGAGGAGGUCCUCUCGUCCCCAGACCACCCAGACGACCCCGCCCAACGGCCAUAGGAGGUCCCCGUGUCCCCAGACCGCCCAGAUGACCCCGCCCAGCGGCCAUAGGAGGUCCCCCUGUCCCCAGACCACCCAGAUGACCCCGCCCAGCGGCCAUAGGAGGUCCCCGUGUCCCCAGACCACCCAGACGACCCCGCCCAGCGGCCAUAGGAGGUCCCCCUGUCCCCAGACCGCCCGGCCCAACCAGCCCACCAUCCAGAGGAGUUCCCCCAGUCCCCAGAACGACCCCCCAGCCCUGCCUGGAGGUCCUGCAGAGAGCCCUUCAAAGGGGGCCGGCUGGAGGAGUUUGUCUCUCCCGGAACGUGACCUGUCCCGGCCUCCGUCGCGGCAGCAGCCUCAAGUUCAUCAGGAGCCCAGCGGAGGGGCAUGGGACCUGGGCAGGAGAGAGAGCCAGAGCCCCCUGACCCCCGUGAUGAGGGCCCUGAUGGAGCUGGAGGAGACCAGGGCCACACAGAGCCGGGCCCCCUGGGUGGACAACCCGAGGUCCACUAUGGGCUUCAUGGAGCGACGGCACAAAGAGCCCGUCCAGGACUGGGUCUUUGGGCGCCCCGAAGACAACCUUGACAUCUCUAAAGCCCGGACCGGAUUCGUCCACGUAGCGGAGCGGGACGGCUCAGGAUCCGGAUCUGGAUCCGGAUCUGGAGCCACUCUUGCCGGAGCCGAAAGGGCGGCGGCGCUGCUCAGAGCCCAGAGGAGUCUGUCUCCGGAGGGGCACCGGUCCUCGUCCCUCCCCCCAGCGGCCCAGCGUACCGCGCCCCCCCCGUCCACGCCCACGAAGAGAGAGACCCUGCUCCUCCCACGCUCGGCCAUGUCCAGCCCCAAGCGCUGUCCCACCGAGAACUACUCCACCGCCUUCAGCCACAUGUUGCCACGGCAACAGCACCUGCAGGACAGGCUGGAUGGCGAGCAGGACCCCAGACGCCACUCCUUCCACAACUCCAGUCCCAGACAGAGACUGCAGUUCUCAGAACCAAAUGAACCGGAUGGGCAAGGGUCCCCUGGCAGCGCGCACCCCACCGCGGGAGCCUCUCAGCUGGGCUGGGAGGAGGCGGGGCGCCCCGCUCUGCUGGAGGUCCCUGGCGGCUCGUCUCCUCUGCAGGACAGAGUGCACACACUGGCCGAGGCGGAGCGGCUGUUCGAUGAGCUGACGCAAGAGAAGCUGCAGAUUGAAGCAGCCCUGAGCAGACUACCAGGAUCAGGCGGUAGAGUGAGUUUGCAGAACCGCUUAGAUGAGGUGGCCUUAGAGAAACGUCUGGAGACGUUGAAUCGGGAUCUGGGAUCCAUUCGUAUGACUCUGAAGAGGUUCCACGUCCUCCGCUCCUCUGCCAACAACUAGCAAUGUCUUGUUUUUAAAAUGCCAUCCUGAAGAGAGGGCAUUUUAGUGACUUGGUUUUUAUAUGCACCACUGAUUGUCUUUCUUUUACUUGACGUAUUUUAGUCCACGUGUAAAAAAAACAUCCAUGGGAUAUUUUGUACGAUUUAUUUACUCUGGGAAAAUGUUUUUAUAUGUUGGAAAGACCUCACAACUUUUCGGAGUAUAUUUUGGUAAUGCAAAGAUUUAUAAAGCCUUUUACUUUUUUAGAUAAAAAUUAUAAUAUUAUAUAAGUCAAUUUCCAUGUUCAGGUUAAUGUGGGUUUUUGAAUCUGAUAUUUUAAUGUAAAUUUGAUGACCAUCCAUAGAAGGAAAGUUUCACUGCCAUUUCGUAUUUCUGUUUGAGCUUGUUUUUAAAGUACAUUUUCACUUGACAUUGUUUUUACCUGAGCCCAGUCGAUUUCUGGUGGAUUUUAAUCUUAAUCUUGAAAUUACACGAUUUGAACGAAACUCUUAGCCUUUAUUAAAUGGCAUUUGAAUUGCUUUUUUCCUACUGUAAGAUGUUAAUGCCUGAUUAUAAACUGCUUGUGAAAUCCAAACCAGCAAUAUUGUCAACAAACUGAAAUACCCUUCUCACAAUGCUUAUGUAUGGCACUUUCAAUUUAUUUAGUCAUUCCAUCUCAACCUGUCUGCAAUGACCUCACUGAUAUGAAUCCCACUGGAACUGUUCUUAUUGCACAAUUAAAAAAUAAGCUUUUUGAUA